AUGGAUUCCCAUGAGCAUCCAAUUGACAAAGCUGGGCAGUUACAAGACGAGCGCAUGAAAGCCAACUGGAAUUUCUUUAUCACGUGGGACCAGUGGGUGCCACCAAAGUUGUGGCUGACUCCACCCCCUCAAAAAGAUGUGAUUCCUAAACCUUUUGGCCAUGAAAUAUUUGACAUGUGCCGGAGCACUGAAGCCAAUGAACUGCCAACCAUGGAGAUGCCGACCGCGACAUCAUCGGCUGGUCGACACUUUUGGGGUCAAACAUUUGACAUGUGCUGGGACACCAAGGUUGAUCUGGCACCGAUCAUGAGUGUGGAUGUGGCAAGACCUGUGGCAGCAGCAGUGGGCUAUAAAGCCAAUUUUAACAUGUGCUGGGGAGAUUUGCCAUCGGGUGGAGGUGAUGACCUUCACACUGGUGGGACCACUGCACCAGUGAUCAACUCAGUCAACUCAGGUACUGACAGUCUGGUGGAGUUGUCUGAGAGUCACUCCACUGGCACUCAGGCUUACUACAAAAUGGGUUUUGGCCAUGGCUUGCCAGAUACAUCUCCAGCACUGAGAGACGGCUCACCAAGUGUCAUGUUUGAGACAACUGAGGAUUUGCUGUACCAAGCAACUCUGAGGCUGGAAAGCAUCAACACUUUGAUGAGAGAUGAACAAGGACACACCUUGGCCAUUGAUGGUGUUGCAUCUGCAAGAGAUAUCAUAGAUGCCCACUGGGAUUUGAUAUUGGCAUAUUGGGAUGCAUGCAACCAAUUGAUUGAAACUGGCAAGGAUGUUGUCAGGAUUCAGCAUCUGAUGAACAUGCAGUGCCAGAUUGAUGAUCCACUGCAUGUGUUGCUGCUAGCAAUGAGGAAAAUGGGCAGGGGACAUUCCCAGUUCCAGUAG
Molecule: messenger RNA, 888 nt
Organism: Suillus paluster
Lineage: Eukaryota; Fungi; Basidiomycota; Agaricomycetes; Boletales; Suillaceae
Exons: 8
Coding region: 1-888 (295 amino acids)
Source: RefSeq, a predicted model, not a curated record